This is a messenger RNA of Anisakis simplex (herring worm), 606 nucleotides long. The record is from the annotation of a GenBank genome assembly. NCBI's taxonomy places the organism in Eukaryota, Metazoa, Nematoda, Chromadorea, Rhabditida, Anisakidae.
AUGAAUGAGGAAUGCAUUAUAAGAAAACUGGUGGCAGAUGGUCACGGAUGUGGAGAUGACAAGCGAUUCGCAGUAUUGGCAUCGUUACUGAUCAAGUCGAUGAAGGAUCCGGAGACGGCUCAGAAUAAUUUACCACGAAUCAUGCAACUAUUGGACGCCGCUGAAACAUCACUGCAUAAGCAGAGGCUCAUCGCAACGAUGAAUGAAGAACAAAUCGAGAAAUACAAACGGAUGGCUCAAGAAAUUGAUAAUGAGAUUGUUUGUGCGCAUGAGAGGAUGCAAUCGGCCAAAAAGGAGCUGGAGGCAGCGAAGGUGAUUCGACGGAAUAAAGAGGAGUACGAGGCUCUGGCGAAUGUCAUACAGCAGUUUCCGUCACGUCAAGAUACGAAUAAAAAGUUAGAGGCAGUCAAGGAAGAUUUGGAAGCACAGCACGAAAGACAGCGAAAAUUGGAAGCGAAGGUAAGGCUGAAUUUUUUCCAGCUGUUACGCCUAGUUUUCGUUGAUUUCUUCUGUGACUUCACUAGCCGAACGGAGGAAUCAUCUGUACGCGUUCAGUAUUAUCCUAGCAAAUGUCAAUGCCUUCCUGAAAGAAGAAGAAGAAGGUAG